This is a messenger RNA of Candida dubliniensis CD36, 1089 nucleotides long. RefSeq names its product Hgh1p (gene HGH1). The transcript has a single exon. The record is from RefSeq and is a predicted model, not a curated record. NCBI's taxonomy places the organism in Eukaryota, Fungi, Ascomycota, Pichiomycetes, Serinales, Debaryomycetaceae. The coding region runs from base 1 to 1089 and encodes 362 amino acids.
AUGCCAACAGAAUUAGAAGAGUUGGUGUCAUUUUUGCAUUCACCACAACCUGCUGUUUCUCAGAUAGCGUUAGACAAUUUGGUUGGUUAUUCCACUGGUCCACACCAAAAAGUGUUUAGCUACAACAAUUAUGAAGCCAUCAAGGACUUGAAAAAUAUAAGCAAAUCUAAUGGUAAAACUUUGGUUAACCAAUCCGUAACUAUUUUAGCAAAUUUAUGUGAUGAUUUGGUUAUGAGAAACUUGAUUGUUGAAGAUGAAGAGUAUUUGAAAUAUUUGGCUACACAAAUUAUUAAUAUUAAAAAUAGCAAUGCUGAUUUAAUGUGUAUUUUAUUGACUAAUUUAGCCAAAAAUGAUGCCAUAAACAAAGUAUUAGAUUUUGAAGUGGAAUUAGAUGAUGAACAUAAAAAAGUGUUUUCAUCGAAAAAAGUCAUUGAUUGUUUAAUGGACUGUUUUGUCAAAGGUUAUGAUAGAAAGUUGAAUGAAUAUGCCAAUUACGAUUAUUUAUCUUAUUUCUUUGCUGAUUUGUCUCGUUUCAAACAGGGGAGAACUUAUUUUAUAACUGAACAAACCUACGACGAAGUGGUUCCAUUGUCAAAAGUUUUGGUUUUUACAGAAAAGUAUGACGACAAGAUUAGAAGAGAAGGGGUCGCUUCAACCAUCAAAAAUUCGUUGUUUGAUACCAAUGCCCAUAUGAAAUUAUUGACAGAUCCUAAAAUCAACUUAUUACCAUUUAUAUUAUUGCCAUUAGCUGGACCAGAAGAAAUUGAUGAAGAUGAAAUGUUUGAGUUACCAGAGGAGUUACAAUUGUUACCUAGUGAUAAAAAAAGGGAACCAUUGAGUGGAAUUCUUUGCAUUCAUUUGGAAUCUCUUUUACUUUUAUGUACUACUAGAGCAGGUAGAGAAUAUCUUAGAGAAAAGCAUGUUUACUCAAUUAUUAAAGAGUUGCAUAAAGCUAUAGAGAUAGAACAAGUGACGGAUUUGUGUGACAGAGUGGUGCAGAUGUUGAAGAGAGACGAAGCACCAGAAACUGCCGAAAUUGAAGAAAUAGAAAGUGAUUCAGAUGAUGAUAAAAUCGUUGAAAUUGUAUAA